UGGGUUGUAUGCUUAACAACACUGGAAUAUUCACAGAAUUUUCCGUUAAGAGGCGGCUGGACCGCUUAAGAAAACGGAUACAUGUAUAUCAUUUUUGUGAUUUCAUAAUGUAUAUAGCACAACAAGAAACAAGGAAGAACGAAAAAUUCAAGUUCAGUUCACGAUGUAAUGAAAGUGACCAAUUUUUACUGUUACAAUGGAAUUGAAGAACGAGGGGAUGGCUUCCAACAGCAGCGCCGAUGGAGAGUCGGCGGCUUGUAGGAGCCGAAAUGUUGCCAAUGGCGUGAAGACCCCAGAUAAGACUACAUGUUCCAUGCGGUUUAUUCCGCAGCUGCCGCCCAAGUCAAGACUGAUGAAUGGCCGGGCGAAAACUGGGCAGGCCUACGAGCCCACAGAUGUUGAACACAUCGCCAAUGUUGUUACGCAUGGGUUGUGGAUAGUUCCAAGCCUUGCUGGCUUAGUCUACAUGCAGCUUCUCUCAGACAACACCCGAGAGGUGCUGAUAGCAGGAAUCUAUGGGUUAGCGGUUUUGACACUUUUUACUGUCUCAACGGUGUUCCAUACAAUCUCAUACAUUGGAAGAUUCAGACAACUGAAAAACUUUUUCCAUAUCGGCGAUAGGGCUGUGAUAUAUUUAUUUAUUGCUGCAUCAUAUACUCCAUGGCUGACCCUCCGUGACCUUGAACAUUGGGGUUACCACUGCCUUUGGAUUGUCUGGGUCAUGGCAGUGAUAGGCAUUUGGUAUCAGUACACAUACCAUGAACAAUAUAAAUGGUUAGAGACGCUAUUUUAUUUCAUAAUAGGAGUGUGUCCUGCAAUCUCUUGGUUUGCUAUGAAAGAGACAUCAGGCACCUUUGAACUUGUUACCGGAGGGAUAGUCUACAUCAGUGGUGUUGUGUUCUUCAAGUGUGAUGGUCUAGUCCCCUUCGCUCAUGCCAUAUGGCAUUGCUUUGUGUUUGUUGGAGCCAUAUUUCAUUACAUUGCUGUGUGCCGAUACCUCUUGGGGCCCGAAAGUGAUCAAGCACUAGUGAUGGUGAGGGCUGUCAAGAUGCCUUUGAAGGUCUGAACAACUCUUGGAAGUUACAUCAGAAGAAUAAUGGAGUUUAUUAUGUUAUCUGACUGAUCCCUAUGACUAUUCUCCAGCAUUGCAAUUACACAUUCCCUUGAAGUGUGUUUUCAUCGAUUUUCAAUGAGAGCUUUUCUGAUCAUUCAGUAGUUGUUUCUGAAUACAGCUGUAUUCAGUUGUCUUUCCUGAUUUAAGUUAUGUUUGAUCUCAUUUGUAACUCAUGGCUUAUGUAAACCUAUGCCAGCGAGUGCUAACAAUAGGAAGAAGAAGAUAUUUGAAGCCAACGUGUGCAAUAUGUCAUGACAAUAAUAUUCUCUAUAUCCUCAGACUAUCAAUGAAUAUCCUUAGACUAUCAAUGAACUCUUUAAUUUAAGAAUGAGUCCAGUACUUAUGAUAACUUACCGUCAAAAUCAUCUUGAGACAAUCAAUUGAAGAUGUUGAAUACUAGAACUAUAGAUUGCAUUGUCGAUGACAUGCUUUGCCCAGUUCUGAGUUUAAGAUUGACAAAUAGAUGUAUUAUCUAUGUGCAGGCUGGUUGACAUAUCUAUUUAGUCUAGUAUUGAUCUUCAAAUUCCUUGGUUACAAUAUUGGAAGGUAGACUUUCGCUUUGUAGACAUUUUGCUAUUUAUGUGCAUAUUACCGGUUAAAAUGCUGGGUGGUCGAUAAUAGUCGCUAGAAUGUGCUCUAAGUCAAAUAUGUGUGAUGAAGUGGUGACAGCAAUCAGAGUGCAGGAAUCGGGGUAAACUUCAUCACUUAAAAGCCAAAGAAAUGUGCCAUUGCCCUAGCUUAUUUAUUUCUAUGUACAAUGUUGUAUAUGGAGUUUUACAAUAUCACUGUGUUUGUUUGUUUUACAUUGUGUGUGUGCUUGUUUACUUUGUUGAAGUAUAGCUUAGAUUUCCAACUUACUCAACUUUCCUUGUUGGUCUCAGAGAUGGAUUUCUGUAUGUAAAGUACAAUGACGAUGUACAUGUAUAGCAUGUAUUGGUACUCAGAAUUACACCCAAAACGUCAGGGGGAUAAAUUUUCCAAUAUUCAAUCAGAGAUGAAAAAGCAGUUUAGCUAAAAACUUAUAACAAGACAGGCAUGAGAAUGGAACCGUCCAAAUUGUUUAGGGAGAGAAACUUCCUUAGUAUGUUCACAGAUGAGAUUAGCUUGUUUCCAAGGGAACAAUCACAUUUACACAUUGCAUCACGUGUCACAACAGGACACUUUUCCAGUCUAGAUAACUAGUCACACAAGGUAUGAUCAUCACCCUAAGUCGGUCAAUUUUUGGCUUGAACAUUAGAAUGCUCGUGUAAACCCAUGACAUAUUUUUGGUAGUGAUGCACAAGUAGAUAUUGAGAUUAGGUUUUUGAUCACUUCAUAUCAUAUAGCUUUUUGUUCUUCCAGACAAGGGAGCUCCAAGUAGCACAUGUAGUGUAAUGCGUUGAUACUUGGUACAUAUGACCCCCUAUUGGGUAGUACCCAGCCACUCCCUUUCUUUGAUUUGCACUCCAUUUCCUUACCAUGUUUGUAAGAUGUCUAUUCAUGCGUCAGUGCUCUACAUACAGAAAUUUAUCCAUCUUACUGUGUUCUAAUAUAUUACCUCAGAGCUAGGUUUAUAGUUUUUUCCUAGUUUACUUAAUCUAAUUUAUUACUCUUGUGUACCGGUUAUUUCCUUGAAACAUCUGUCUCAUUGUUCAUCUGAAGCUAUUUUGCUGUUCACCAUGUGUAAUUUGUGAGGAGCUGGGAAGGUGAACACAAAAAUUUUUUGAUAUUUUUCAGGUAUUUUCUUAUCAAUCUAAUCUUGGCAAUAAAUACGUAAUCUGAUGUACCGGUAUUUUUAACAUAUCACUAAAAAUGGGUAUUUGUGACACUGAUUUAACGAUCACAAACAUAAUUUCCUUGAAAAAGGAAAUAAUGUGCAUUUACUUAAUAUCAAAACCCAUUACUUCAGCCCCUUUUAAUAGUAAAUACCUCCUUCAUGUGACUUACUCUUCUUUCCAAAACAUGCGCGAUGUCAGAUGCCAGUGUAUGAACAGUUACGUGUUGUUGGAAUUUGUACCAGACAACUAGUUAGGAUGUGUUGUGAUAGUUGAGAUAUAUCAAUAAAGUUAAUGUUGGUAUUUUAAA
Messenger RNA from Lineus longissimus, 3178 nucleotides. Its product is annotated as monocyte to macrophage differentiation factor 2-like. The record is from RefSeq and is a predicted model, not a curated record. The transcript is spliced from 8 exons. Gene Ontology annotation, cellular component: membrane. Lineage: Eukaryota; Metazoa; Nemertea; Pilidiophora; Heteronemertea; Lineidae. Gene Ontology annotation, molecular function: pore-forming activity. Bases 197 to 1066 code for a protein of 289 amino acids.